AUGCACGGUCGCUCCGCAGUCUCACUGAACGCUCGCGUGCCUCGCAGAUGGAUUCUCUCGUGUGUUAACGGAGGAGGAACAGCAGCAGCACGACCUUGGCAGCCUUUUCCAGCCUCGGGAGCUUGUCUCUCACUCAACUGGGCAGCCUCAGCACCACCACGCGCACAUCCAGCCGCGGCUGGAGCCGCAGGAGGUAUGAUCCGCCGUUUCGGAUCUUUGAAUCCUUAUGCCAAGGGCAAAACGGGAACGGAUAUGUAUGUACACCCCGCAGACGAAGUUGAGGCUCAAAGACCUCUGGCGCCAGAUCCUUAUGACGGGACUUAUCAAAGACCACAGGGCGCUCCCGACCCUCGCAGCAUCAGCAGAGAGCAGUUUCAUCAGUUUAUGUACGGAAAGCCACAAAGAUUCUCAAAGGAACUCAAGGUUGCGGUUAUGGGUUGUACGCUUGCUGGCUUUGGCAUUGGGAUUACGUGGCUUACUGUCUACAUCAUGCGACCGGAUGACUUUGAGUGGGUAGAGGAGGAAAGAAAAAGAAUACAAGAAGCAAAGCAACGGAUCCAAGCGAGAAUAGAUAAAGCAGACUCUGUAGGAACAAGCGCAGCAUAA
This is a messenger RNA of Cyclospora cayetanensis, 606 nucleotides long. RefSeq lists its product as uncharacterized. NCBI's taxonomy places the organism in Eukaryota, Apicomplexa, Conoidasida, Eucoccidiorida, Eimeriidae. The record is from RefSeq and is a predicted model, not a curated record. The transcript is spliced from 2 exons. The coding region runs from base 1 to 606 and encodes 201 amino acids.